ACCAAAUGCUGUUUAGCAUCCAACCACGCUGCUUGUGUUACCUUUGUAAUUAACAGUAACAUUAAAAUAACAUUAUACAAUAUGAAGUUGAGAGUGAUACUCGUUUUCGUUUCCUUAUUUGCAAGCUGUUACGGAGUUGUCGAUGUAGAAAAAUUCCUGAAGGUAUGUGAUCGUAACUCAGUGGAUGUGAACGACUGCUUGGUUGAUGCCGUGCAGGAGGGUCUCACAGUUAUGGCGGAUGGCAUAGAAGAGCUGGACGUGCCGCCGGUCGACCCUUAUCAUCAGAAAGAGCUCCGUGUCGAGUACAAAAACAAUCAGAUAUUGGCGAAGUUCGUCGCAAAGAACAUAUACGUCGAGGGACUUAAAUCAUCAAAAGUUCUCGAUACAAGGCUUCGCGCUGAUGAAGACCGGUUUCAUAUGGAGGUGGAUUUAACAACGCCACUUGUUCAUGUGCACGGCUCCUACCGCGGAGAAGGUCGUUACAACUCGCUACAGAUUCUCGCUUACGGACGAUUCGACACAAACAUGACGGACUUAGUAUACACAUGGAAGCUCGACGGAGUUCCCGAGACAAAUGAAAAUGGAACAUUUAUUCGUAUCACUGAUUUCUACAUGCGACCUGAUGUAGGGGAUAUGAAGUCGUACCUGUCCAAUGACAACCGAGAGAGUCGAGAAUUAACGGAGUUGGGAAACAGGUUCACGAACAACAACUGGAGACUGCUCUACCGAGAAUUUCUGCCAUUCGCUCAAGAAAACUGGAAUAAAAUCGGUAUACGCGUUGCCAACAAAGUUUUCCUGAAAGUUCCUUACGACCAGCUGUUUCCGACCAAGUCUUAAUAAAAUACCUAUGUUAAAAUAAGUACUACCUAUGUAAAUAUAAAGUAUGUACUAGGUACCACUAUUGAAUGAAUGUUAGUUUAAGAUGCCGUAAACAUCUACCUGCUUACAAUAAAAUUGUCUGUG
Molecule: messenger RNA, 963 nt
Organism: Chilo suppressalis (striped riceborer)
Lineage: Eukaryota; Metazoa; Arthropoda; Insecta; Lepidoptera; Crambidae
Source: the annotation of a GenBank genome assembly